CAUCGACACACUAUCAUCGAGAUCCAACAACAACAACAACAACAACACCUGAGCCCCGGAUCUUCGCACUACCUACACUUCUUUUCAUUGACAGGAUAGCACCUCUCCUCAUCAACAUCGAUAAUCCAUCCCAUGGUCGCAUCCGAAGCCGCCCCAAAGUGAACCACGAGAAUGCGUCUGGGCUCUCGUCUGUCCUACGAGCCUACCUCUAUUUACACCUCGAUCCCUCCCGGCCCCCAAUGACGCACCAUUAAAUCGCCCUUUGCUGACCGUCUCCAUGUCGCGCAAUGUCAGUGCAACGUCCUCCUUACGUAAAAGGGCCGAAUUGGUCCUCCCACCUCCGCCAACGCAGUCGCUCCGGCAUCAAUCUCCAUCUCGAACGCCCCGGCUCCUCGUCCGUCGACUCCCCCCGCUCGCCCGAUACCAUCUCCAGCGCGUCCACCAUACGUGGUGACCAGUCCUCGGCCUCCUUUCGCCAGCGUCGUCUCGAGAGGCGAUGUACCGUCACCGUCAACGAGGGCUACAGUCGCGAUGAUGUCCUUCUCAACUUGGAUAUCUUCGACGGCGAGAUUGUCCCUGGGAGUCUCAUGGCCAUCACCCUGGUCAAAUCGGACCAACCGGAUAUGUGUACAAGCUCCGUCGGCGGCAGCAGCGUGAGUGUUGGCGGCGUCGGUGCCGGUGUCGGUGUCGGCGGCACCCACAACGGCACAAACGCCAAAGACUACGCCUUCAGCAACCCCGCCCCCACCCAGGGUCAUUCCCAUCCGUCCGACUGCGCCGAGGCAACGGGGAAUCGGUACUUCUUCGUCGUCAAGGACAUGUCCAAGGAGCUGAAGACCCGCCAUCCCAACAUGGAGAUCUACAUCAUGAAACACGUCGCCGACGCCUUCGGCAUGAAAAGGGGCUCCCAGGUGCUCCUGACCCCCGUCGACGCCACCAGUCCCGCCACCGCCGCCUCCCACGUCGAACUCUCCUUCAAGGACCAGUACCUCUCCCGAGCCGACAUGUGGAGGAUGGUCAUCGGCGAGCUGACCGAGAGGACCGUCUACAAGGGCCAGUCGCUGCUCUUCAUGGGCACCAUCAAGGCCCAGGUCACCGCCGUUUUCGUUGAUGGCCGACGCGCCCACUCGGCCUUCUUCACCCGCGACACCCGUCCCAUCUUCCGCAGCGAGUCGGCCCGUUACGUCCUCUUCAUCCAGAUGGCCCGCGAGAUGUGGGACUUUGACGCCGAAGGAUCCGGCGAGAUCGUCUUCAACAAGGCCGUCAACGGCUUCCUCCCCGCCCUUUUCAAGAAGUGGGCCAGGAUGAAGGUGAAGCACCUCGUCAGUAUCGUUCUGUUCGCCCGCGUCGAGUACGACACCGGCAUCUCCGCCGAGCUGGCCGCCGAGUCCGCCCACGGCCAGUAUUAUACCGGCUUCCAGUCCUCGUCCGCCGACCGCCGGCCCUACAAGGACUUUUACCGCGUCGUCGUCAGCGAGAUGGCCAGCGGCGAGUGGACCACCAUCCUGUACGAGCUCAAGAAGGGUUUCAAUUUUUUCCGCCGGGACAUCAGCAUCCAUCACCACAUGGUGAAUGAAGCCGCCAGGGCCGCCGGCGCCCCGCCCAUCGCUCCCGACCGCGUCAAGGCCGAGUCGUCGCUAUCCAUGUACGGAAACUUUCUCGAGGCCAUCAACCUGGCCUCCUCGCAGUUUGCCCAUGAUUAUAUCGACCGGGAUCUGAUGCGGACGGGCAUCUCUAUUGUCAUCAUCAGCCCCGGUCCCGGCGUGUUCGAGGUCGAAUACGAAACCCUGCGGAGGACCACCGAGGCCCUCGUCGGCAACGGCAUCGGAAUCGACCUCGUCUGCAUGCCCAAGAUGCCGCUUCAUUCGGUACCCCUCUUCCGCUAUCGCAAUCCCCAUCCUUCUACCGAGUCGUCUCACGGCCUUUCCCGCACCAGGUCCACCCGGGCGCGAGACGGGAUGCGAGACGGCGGCACCACCACCACCACCACCGCCACCACCUCCUCCUCCCAUACGGCCCACAAUCGUCAGGGCCCGCCCACCCCUAUCGUCGGCAGCUAUCAAUCUCUCUCCGAGUCCCUGUCGCCCACCAAAGGCCUGGAGCUCGUACGACCCGGAGACUCGCCCUCUUCUCGCUCGCAGGACGAGUGGUGCUACGCCGUCCCGCAGUGGCUCCACGUGUCCUACUGGACCGGCACCUCCGAGGAAGCGCUGUCUUACCAGGGCAUCGCGCUGUCCGUCGCCGAGGACCCGAAACGAGAGCAAGAGGCCCGAGAGGAUUUCGCCAUUCGCGCCAGGAUGUACGCCCUGCAGAUGCGGAGCGUCCUGGAGACUAACGAGAUCGAGACCACGCCGCUGCACGCCGACCCGAAUUAUCCCAUCCACCAUAACGACUCGCAUAACCUCCUACUACACAAGGCGCGCCAGGGCGAGAAUGCUCAGGCCGCCGCCCUCGCCAUCGCCCUGGCCCCGUGCAAGCGGGUUCCCAACUCGCUCUACGACCACGUCUACGGCUUCCAAAAGUUCAUGCCGGACAAGCUCACGAGACGAGGAGAGAAAUCGCUGCGGAAGCAACUCCAGGAGUACGACGAAACCAGAGCCAAGCUGCCCAAAUUCCGUCGCCCAGCUCAGUCUCGGCAUUCUCGCGAGCUUGAGGAGUCCACGCGCCGCCAGCUCAUGGAGGAUACCGGGCUCUUCGGGACCUCCCUUCCAGAGAAGAAGCUCGUUGUUGACGGCCACCCCCUUGUUUCGGCGGCAACGGCCGCCGGCCGCAAGUUGUCCGUGAACAUGGAAGAUAGCGGCGGGCGACCCGACAUGAGAGCCGCCGCCCUCUCUUCGCAACCACGAAAACAUCGCCCACUCCCGCCGUCUGUCAAGGAUAUCGGCGCCAACUCGCACGUCGGUGCCCACGCCCACGUCCGGCUGACCUCGCCGAUCAAAACGCCCAAGAUCAUGCGCCAAAUCAGUCUCGGCGCUCGAGGUUUCGGCAUCGCCGCGCCCAAGGUCGUCGCGGCCGAAGCCAGCUUCCAGACGGCGAAUGCAUCCAAUGCCGAACAGGCCGGAAGCCAACACCACCAGCACCACAAGACCGGCGGCGGCGGCGGUGGAGAGGACCUCACCACGCCUCUGGUCAAUUCCACCCUCCCCCGCUCGACCUCGCCGCAAUCCAUCCGCCCGUCCGCAUCGGCCCUGUCGCCGCCGCUGUUCCGGUCGGCGUCCCGGGAUACGCUGACGGAUUUGCCGUCCACGCCCAGCAUCCCCAUCACAUCGGCGAGGACGACCUCGCAGCGACUCGACGGCCCGGCCGCCAGCCAGCACAAGUUUGGGUCCAUCAAGAUGCAGUCGCUGGCGCGGAGGGACCGCAUGCAGGACGACCGGGAUCAGCGGCACUCGAAUCUCCUGCGGGCCGAGGACGACCAGAAGAUGUACAACAACAAGCUCCGCGCCGGCGGCAUGCCCGAGCUGCCGUCGACCCUGUCCCCCCACACGGCCAUCACGCCCUGGCUGACGCUGCUCAACCCUUCGAACCCGGACAUCAAGAAGGUGGACGACACGUUGCUGUACAGCCGCUGGCAGCACGUCUUCCCGCGCACGUCGGAGAUGCGGGUCAUGAAGUGGAAGGCGCUGUGCUGCCCGGCGGCGGUGCCGCUGACGACGGAGCACUUCCCGACCAAGGCGCAGUUCGACAGCGAGUACCAGCGGCAGCCGUACAUCAUCGCGCAGAACGCCGACGACGAGACGCCCAUGGCCGAAGAGCCCAAGUCGCGCGAGGACUUCAUCCGGGAGCUCAUCAGCCUGCGGUUCUCGCAGGGGUUCCAGCUCGUCAUCGGGCCGUCGGUGGCGCGGGCGUUCGGCCAGAAGCAGAUGAAGAUCGCCGACAUCUUCUCGCGCAACCAGGCCAUGGAAGACGGCACGAGCAUCUUCAUGUCCGUGGGGAACACGAUCCACCAGCUGUCGUGCGUCAACGGGACCGAGGUCGAGGUCAACAUUUUCGUGCGCAAGCCGACCGAGUCGAUCGCGCGGCCGUACGGCGACGGCGCCGGGCCCAUCUACAAGCCCGCGAUCCGGACGCUGCUGGACUCGACGUACCGGACGCAGGAGAUCGACAUCCUGACGCCGAAGCCCGAGCGGAACUGGAACUACAUCGACUCGUACCUCGCGGGCCACAGCGACGAGCUGACGGAGCACCUGCGGUUUUGGAGGGCGCGGUUCGUGCUGAUCCCCAUGCUGCCGCGGAACGCGCAUGUGCCGAGGAACCAGCACGGGGAUAGCCCCGAGGAGAUUCGGCUCGAGGGCAUCCGACGGCUGUCGCUGCAGUGGCAGAGGAACCGCUACAUCCCCGCGUCGGAGCGGCGGUUCCAGACGGUCGUCGGUUCUUCGAAGAGGAAACGGGAUCUCAACCCGCUGGACAUCGUGUACAAGACGGAAGACCCGUCGGCGGUGAUCGCGGCCGAGCUCGAGUCGCUUCCGUUGCUCGAGGGCGCGGAGAUGGCCUCCCGCAAAGGGCAGCUCGUCACCAGCCGGGAACGGUUUCGCAAGUCGAGUCUGAAUGUGGCGGCACUGGCCGAAGCCAUCCAGCAGCCGGUGGAGAACGGGGGCGUCAAGCUGCAGAAUCGCCGGUGGCACCUGCGGCUGCACUACAACUGCUUCAUCGGGUCCGACAUGACGACGUGGCUUCUGGGGAAUUUCGAGGACAUUGAGAGCCGCCAGGAAGCGGAACAGCUGGGGAAUAUGCUCAUGGUGAGCAAGAACGACAGGCUGGACGAAAAGGACAAGGACAAGGACAAGGACAAGGACAAGGGACGGGGCCUCUUCGUGCACGUGGAGAAGAGGCAUCCUUUCCGGGAUGGGCAGUAUUUUUACCAGAUGGCGAGCGAAUUCGCAAAGCCGCACGCGCACCCGCCGGGGUGGUUCAACUCGCGAAAGCAGCGGGACUUGUCGGUCCCUUCCACGCCCCUCACGGAUACCACGCCGCGCGAUUCUCCACGCGGCGCGAUUUCGGUGGCGGACGAGCACUCGCCCAUCUCGGGGACCAACACGCCCGGGCCGCCGAACAAUAAUAACCAUACCUUCUUCAGCGUCAAGAAGAAGCCCGAGGUGGUGCUCAGCAAAGUCAUCAAGUACGACGUGGACCCGCGCAAGCGGUCGUACCGGCCCGAGCGGAUCGACCUGCACUACGACCGGCUGCACAACCCGGACAACUGCUACCACAUCCGGCUGGACUGGCUCAACGUGACGGCCAAGCUGAUCGAGGACGCGGUGGAGGGCUGGGCGCGCGAGGCGGCGACGUACGGGCUGCGGCUGGUGGAGGUGCCGAUCCGCGAGGCGUGCACCAUCACGGACACGAACCCGUUCCGGCGGCCGUUCGUCGUCAAGCUCGCGGUUCCGCCGCCGCCGACGCCGCCGCCGACGACGACGACGACGUACUACGAGCCCGGGUCGUUCACGCUGCAGACGGCGUCGGGGCGGCACCCGUACCAGACGGCGAUCCUCAAAAAAUUCGACUUUGUGCUCGACCAGGAGGCGGCGUCCAAUUUCCCCGCCGACGUGGAGGUCAGCUACUCGUGGGGGAAGCCGGAUUUCAAGUACAACCAGUACAUCCACCGCAGCGGGACGCUGAUUGCGGAGAUUAACGACGAGGGGGACUUUCUCUUCCUGGCGAACCGGCUGUUCAGUAACCGUGCGGCGAGCGCGCGCGAGAAGGAGCUCAAGGAGGCGCGGGAGGCGGGAGAGAUGGCCGGUAGUGGUGGUGGUGGUGGUGGUGGUGGUGGUGGUGGUGGUGGUGCUGCUGCUGCUGCUGCUGCGGCUGUGGGUGCUGGUGGUGGAGGAACGAAUAACCGCAUCAUGUCCGUGGGCUCAUACAUGCCGUACGGCAUCCCGGAAGCCAACUCACCGUUCCUCAAGCCGGCGGACUACUCGGCACCCCCGACCGCCACACCGUCGGGCUCGACGUUUGCCUCCCCGCUCCCCGGGACUUUCACGCCGGCCCCCACCGCCAACAUGAAUUCCGCGACCAACGCCAACGCGAGCAGCAGCAGCAGCAGCCUCCACAACAUGGCCAACAUGGCGCGCGCCUCCUCCGUAGGCCUCGGCGCCGAACCCGAGGUCGUGAAGGAACAACUGGUCAGCUUUUGCUCCAACGCGGAAGCCCUGGGGGCGUUUUAUAAGGACCUCCUCGACGGCGCGGGUCAACCCCCUGCUCCUGCGGCGGCGACCUCCUCGACUCCGAGCGCCGCGCUGGGCUACCCCCCGUCUUCUUCGGCGUCGGCGUCCGGGGGCGGACCGGGCGGACUGGAUGCCGUGCCGGAGGCUAGUAUCCCGACGCUGGGACUCCCGGAGCGGGUGCUGGGCGAGAUGCGGGAGACGGGGGGUGGGGGUGGGCCGGCGGCUGCGUCGACGACGGUGACGACGGCGAGGGGGAUGAUGAGUAGUCCUGUGCUUUCGGGGAUGAGGUUGCUGAGGCGGGGGAGCGUGCAGGCGCAGAUUCAGUCGCAGAUACAGCAGGGGCAGCAGGGGCAGGCGGUGGACGGAGCUGAGUCGGGUGGGAAGAAAGAGGGUCCUUCUUCGCCGGGCUUCUUGUGAAAAGUGUUGGUCUAUGGGUGUUUCGGGUCACGGGUAGGAUAAGGAUGAAGGGGGCGUUUGCCAUACUACGGCCGGGGGGGGGGGGUU
Sodiomyces alkalinus F11 is the source of this 6668-nucleotide messenger RNA. RefSeq lists its product as hypothetical. Gene Ontology annotation, cellular component: GATOR1 complex. Gene Ontology annotation, biological process: positive regulation of autophagy; negative regulation of TORC1 signaling; intracellular signal transduction. NCBI's taxonomy places the organism in Eukaryota, Fungi, Ascomycota, Sordariomycetes, Glomerellales, Plectosphaerellaceae. Bases 288 to 6581 code for a protein of 2097 amino acids. Gene Ontology annotation, molecular function: GTPase activator activity. The transcript has a single exon. The record is from RefSeq and is a predicted model, not a curated record.